This is a messenger RNA of Mesocricetus auratus (golden hamster), 2137 nucleotides long. RefSeq names its product Fc receptor like B (gene Fcrlb). The transcript has 6 exons. The record is from RefSeq and is a predicted model, not a curated record. Lineage: Eukaryota; Metazoa; Chordata; Mammalia; Rodentia; Cricetidae. Gene Ontology annotation, biological process: negative regulation of immune response; cell surface receptor signaling pathway. Bases 371 to 1696 code for a protein of 441 amino acids. Gene Ontology annotation, molecular function: transmembrane signaling receptor activity.
CCUUUCUGGGAUUAAGCAGAAACAAGACGGGCUUUGUGAGCAGCAACAGGGCCGGCUGGUGGGGAAAGGAUGGAGUGGGGGUGAGAUAUCCAUAGCACCUGUUGGAGCCUGAGGUUCUGUGCGGCUCUCGCGUGCUGUAGAAGGCGCAGCUCUAUAGACGUCAAGGCUGGACUGAGCUGGGACGUGGCCGCAGAGGCAGUAGCGGGGACAGUGUCUGAUGCUAGGGAUAAGCGAGUGGCACACUCAGGAGGUGUCCUGCUUUCUCUGUUCCACCAUCUUCAGGAAGUAAGAAUGGACAGAAGAAGCAACAGUGUCCCCCGCUUCUCAGUAUCAGCUACUAGCUGCCCCUUUUUCUCUGUGUCCCUCUCCCAUGCUAGGGAACCCUCAGUCUUCUACAGUUGCUCCAGGCAGACUCGUCAUGUGGACGCUUGCAGCCCUCCUGCUUCUGGUUCCGAGCAGUGGACAGGCUGCUACUCUGGAGAAGCCCGUAUUGUCUCUACACCCACCUUGGACUACAGUCUUCAAGGGGGAGCGAGUAACACUGCGAUGUGAUGGUUACCACCCUCUGCUGCUAGAGCUCCGACCUAUUAGCACUCUCUGGUAUCUGGGCCAUGUCCUCCUGCCUUCCCACAAGAAGACCAUUGAGGUGCAGACACCAGGGGUGUACCGAUGUCAGACACGGGGGGCACCUGUCAGUGACCCCAUCCACCUCUCUGUGUCUAACGACUGGCUAAUUCUGCAAGUGCCUUAUGCUCCUGUGUUCGAGGGAGAGCCCCUGGUGAUGCGCUGUCGUGGCUGGUAUGACAAAGUCGUCUACAAGCUUCACUACUACCAUGAUGGCCAGGCCGUGAGAUACUUCCAUUCCAGUACCAACUACACGGUGUUACAGGCACGAUCUAGUGACAGCGGUCACUACCAGUGCUCUGGUACCAUGCGUAUCCCAGUGGAGAGCGCGCCCAUGUUCUCCUCCAAGGUGGCUGUCACUGUGCAAGAGCUGUUCCAGACACCGGUGCUCAGGACGCUGAGCCCGCCGGAGGCGCGCGGUCGCGUGGUGCUGCGCUGCGAGACGCGCUUGCACCCGCAGAAGCGGGACACGCCGCUGCAGUUCGCCUUCUACAAGUACAGCCGGCCAGUCCGCCGCUUCGACUGGGGCCCCGAGUACACGGUCCCCGAGCCCGAGGUCGAGGAGCUCGAAUCGUACUGGUGCGAGGCCGCCACGACUAGUCGUAGUGUCCGGAAACGUAGCCCCUGGCUGCAGCUCCCCGGGCGGGGCUCUGCCCUGGAUCUAGCGUCCACCACUGCGCCGGCCCUACAGGCCUUGGUGCCCGGGGACAAGCCACUUUCCUUCCGGAAGACCCCGGUGUCCAGAUCCGUCCCGUCAGUCACUUCCGUCCCGAACAGCACGUUUGCGGGGCUGCAGUUCCCCGCGGGCCACGUCCCCACUGUCGGGCCACACGUCUGUGCCCCUCUGCCCACGUCCGUGGAACAGUCCCGCGAAGUUCUGCAGCGCAAGGUGGACCUUCUGCUUCGCGAGAUGCAGCUGCUCAAAGGGCUUCUGAACCAGGUGGUCCUGGGAUUAAAGGACCCACAGGCCUUCCGAGAGCUUACAGAGACCCCUGAGACACCCAAUUCUCAGGUUUCUGUGAGCCCAGGAACCCCGGAGACCACUGUCGUCCAGGGUGGAGUGGACAUCUAGUGUCUUCCUUACAGGAUGGUUGCUCCUGGAUCUUCCCUUCGUCAGCUCGUUUGCAAGCCGGAGACACAUCUGUUGAUGUCCCUUGUGCUCCUGUGAUUUUUAAAGAAACGCCCCUUAAGUGUGGUGCUGUGGAUUUCCACCUUACUAGAUUGUAGGCGAUUUCGACCUUGCAGAGUAGUUUGUAAACACAAACACCCUCUCUGUUUGCUCUUUGUUCCAUAGAGAAGUAGACAGCUGUUGUUUACUAUUGAGCAGCUAACACUCUACAAGAGAAUUUAGACCUCAUAGAAAUGAAGUACACAUUCCAGCAUAGGUGAGUUUGUUUUGUUUGGUUUGUAAUGGAAUUCACUGAGGUUAAUGAGCACUUUAGAACACUUUUAGAGUCAAGUUGUAAUUAUUCAGAAAGAAAUAACUCUAAUAUUAAAACAACUUUCAAACUCC